Messenger RNA from Oncorhynchus tshawytscha (Chinook salmon), 1403 nucleotides. RefSeq names its product myeloid-derived growth factor. The record is from RefSeq and is a predicted model, not a curated record. Lineage: Eukaryota; Metazoa; Chordata; Actinopteri; Salmoniformes; Salmonidae. The coding region runs from base 64 to 552 and encodes 162 amino acids. Gene Ontology annotation, biological process: positive regulation of angiogenesis; positive regulation of endothelial cell proliferation. The transcript has 6 exons.
UUCCCUGUGACGACACUCGGCAGAGCACUCGCAUGAGUUAUCGGUCAGUAGCAGCAGAACAAAAUGGCGCAAAAUAACUUUGCAUUUAUUGCUUUGUUGGUUGUAACGUCAACAGUUAUAUUGGCUAGUGCUGAUGAACAAACGAAAACUGUGGAAUUCAACGUAAAACCCGGCGGAAUGGUGCACACGUUCUCUGAGAAAAUGAGAGAAUAUGAAUGUUCAUUCACGUAUGCAUCACAAGGGGGAACCAACGAGCAAUGGCUGAUGAGUGUGGGCCUGAGCGACGAAGACAGUCUGUUCUCCUGCUCUUUGUGGAGACCCCAAGGGAAGUCCUACCUGUUUUUCACACAGUUCAAGGCUGAGCUGAAAGGAGCAAAGAUUGAGUAUGCCAAUGCAUAUUCCCAGACUGUUGCGGGGGGACAGAGGGAUGUGACUUUGAAGGAAGAUGAAUUCACUGUGGGGGAUUCUACAGUGACCCACAAAGAUGGGAAGUUCCGCGCUGAGCUCUCCAAACUGACUAUUAUUGGCCGGACACGACGCGAUGAGCUUUGAUUGGCUGGAAAUCCGAAUGACUGUUGUAAUAUCAUCAAAUGGUGACAUCCAGGCGUGCUCUCAAGGCAGGCCAUUGUGCUCUAAUGUCGACAACAGUGGCAAUUGAAGGACGAUAUUCAAGCACGAAGGACGAUACAGUAAUGAGUGACAGCCUUAGACCUUGGUGGUCUACAAAUAUGCUGUUGAAUAAAUCUAUUGUUUUUUAUUUGGAGUAUUAUGGCUUUACAUGGAAAAUUCAUUAUGUUCCAUACUGUAUGAGAAUGCAUAUUGGGAUGUCUGAUCUUAACGGGUGUAGAGAGAUAUAGGUUCAGAGGAUUUAUUGGUCUUAUGCUAAGCCAGGGAAAUGUGAGUAAUCAUUUGUCUUCAUCGUGUGCACGUUAAGAUAUAUACGUUUUUCCAAUCUGCUUAUUCUCUAAGCAAGUGAAUGGUUAGUACAGAUAAUGUAGAGCAUGGAGCCCCAGUUUCUAUGUUCUUUUGAUCUAGAUAGAGCACCUGAUUCAACCAACCAAUCAUCAUUCAAUGCAGUUGAUUUAGUUUUUCUCCCUCCUCUCUCACUCCUACCAACAGUCUUAAUGAAGCUAGGUGGAGCUUUAGAACAGAUGCUUAUUUGGCCUACCAGGAUUAGAGACAUAUUGCCUUGAUGUAGAGGAUAGUUAGCUUUCCAGCACAUACCAGGUUCAUCCCUGUCUGUCUAGAGGAGGCCCUCACUCAGCGUUGAUAGUGGAGUCCCUUGGCUCCCAAAAGGAAAUACCACCGGGCACUUGUUUUUUUUAUAUUUUAUUUUCUACUCCUUGGAUUUCUAAAUCACAAUGUGCAACUGAUGCUCCAAUAAAAGUCAUAUUGUCUGGGAA